GCGGAGUGUUUGGGCUAAACCCGAUCGGGACUGCGACCCCGGCCUCCGUAGCGCAUCUCCAACAUGGCAGCAUCAUAAAGGGACAAAAAGGGCCUGGAGCUCAUAGAAAACAGUACCAAGUUCUUCCUUGCUGCCAGAUACCGUGGCAGACCAGCUGCUUGGCCUAGGAGUCUGUCCUUUGCCAAGCAUGCCGGUAUGACUUCGCUUUCUUUCCUUCUCCGCAUCCUUUUGGCGGCGCUGUUCUGUUCAAUAUCCGCGGCGUCAGAUUACCAUGAACGGCUCGAGCUUACGCCUCUUCCCUCCUCGUCGCUGCUAGCCUCAUUUAAUUUCAGAAGCAAUGCAUCACUCGAAUCGUUCAAGCAACAAAAUUUUCGAUAUUUCCCGCGCUCGUUAGGUCAGAUCCUGCAGCAUGCGAACGCUGAAGAGCUCCAUCUUCGCUUUACAACGGGUCGCUGGGACGCGGAGAGCUGGGGCACAAGGCCGUGGAAUGGCGUGAAGGAAGGAGCAACUGGAGUGGAAAUAUGGGCAUGGAUAGAUGCUCCGACAGAGGAGAAGGCCUUCGCGAAAUGGAUUACGUUGACUCAGUCCUUGUCCGGUUUGUUCUGCGCGUCAUUGAACUUCAUUGAUUCUACACGUACAACUCGACCCGUUGUCUCUUUCGAGCAGGCCGGUGAUCAUAAAUCCUCCAGCCAGCUUCACCUCUUACACGGGGUGCUCCCCGGAGAGGUAGUAUGUACGGAGAACCUUACACCGUUCCUAAAGCUGCUCCCAUGUAAGGGCAAAGCAGGUGUAUCGAGUUUGCUCGAUGGACACAAACUAUUCGAUGCGUCAUGGCAGAGCAUGUCUAUCGACGUGCGACCCGUCUGUCCAAAGGAUCAAAGCGAGUGUCUCAUCGAGAUUGAGCAGACCGUUGACAUGGUUCUUGACAUUGAUAGAUCGAAGCGACCACGAGACAAUCCGAUUCCUCGUCCGGUCCCUGUGGAACAGCUUGCCUGCGAUCCUUCCAAGCAGUACAAUUCUCAAGAUACAUGUUACCCGCUGGAAAAGGGUACGGAAAAGGGUUGGAGUCUGACUGAAAUAUUUGGUCGAAAUGUGAAGGGUGCUUGCCCUCUCACAGACGAUUCGGGUCCCGGUUCAAAGACGAUUCGCAUCAACGCACCGCAUGAGAGGGAGGUUUAUAUCACCGCAGGGGCAUUUGAAUCAAGGGACCCCGAAGGGUUUUCUCGGAGUUAUACCUUGCUUAGCUCCAAUCCUUUCGACCUAGUUCUUCCAGAACAAGAACUUCAGACCAAGAUGCCGCUGGAACAACCUCGUCUGCACGUGGAAAGGACGAUAAUCGGCCACGGCCAGGAGCGUGGCGGUAUGCGGACCAUCUUGACCAAUCCGUCCGAAACAGAGACCGUGGAUUUCAUUUAUUUCGAAAGCCUUCCCUGGUUUAUGCGCCCCUAUCUGCACACACUCCAGGCGAAGAUUGCAGGGAAAGAUGGCAUUCAAAGACAUGUUCCAGUCUCUGAGAUCGUCAAGGAUAUCUUCUACCGACCCGCCGUUGACAGAGAAAGAGGCACUCAGCUAGAGCUCGCUUUAAGUGUUCCCGCCGCUUCGACUGUCACUUUGAUCUACGACUUUGAAAAGGCAAUUCUUCGAUAUACUGAGUAUCCGCCAGAUGCCAAUCGUGGCUUCAACGUUGCCCCAGCGGUGAUUAAGCUCAAGGACAAUUCUACCGGAUCGCCAGUAUAUAUCCGCACGACUAGCCUCCUUCUUCCUCUGCCUACCCCUGAUUUCAGCAUGCCCUAUAAUGUCAUCAUUCUUACAAGUACAGUUAUGGCCCUCGCAUUUGGAAGCAUAUUCAACUUGUUGGUUCGUCGCUUCGUGGCACUAGACGAGGUGGCUGCACUCACUUCAGGUACACUGAAGUCGAGGCUUCGCGGGAAGAUUAUUGCUCUCAAAGAUAAACUGAGCGGAAAGGCUGUCAAGGUGGAAUAAAUAAUACGGUCUACAAAGGCCCCAUACGCUAAGACAUUCUAGAUGUACAAUACUUGAAAUCCCAAUUAAAUGUUUUAA
Paecilomyces variotii is the source of this 2061-nucleotide messenger RNA. RefSeq names its product GPI transamidase component PIG-T. Gene Ontology annotation, biological process: attachment of GPI anchor to protein. Gene Ontology annotation, cellular component: GPI-anchor transamidase complex. NCBI's taxonomy places the organism in Eukaryota, Fungi, Ascomycota, Eurotiomycetes, Eurotiales, Thermoascaceae. The coding region runs from base 196 to 1983 and encodes 595 amino acids. The record is from RefSeq and is a predicted model, not a curated record. The transcript is spliced from 3 exons.